AUGCCACCGAAAAAAGCACCUGCUAAGAAAAGCAGUGACAAAGAAGAAGCUCCGAAGAAAGAAGCAAAAGGUGGCACGGCUGUUAAAGUUCGUCAUAUUUUAUGUGAAAAGCAAAGUAAAGCGUUGGAGGCCAUUGAAAAGCUCAAAUCGGGCAUGAAGUUUCAUGAAGUUGCUGCUCAGUAUAGUGAAGACAAGGCGAGAUCGGGAGGUGAUCUGGGUUGGAUGACGCGAGGAUCAAUGGUUGGUCCGUUCCAGGACGCCGCUUUUGAUCUGCCAAAGAGCACUUGCGACAAGCCGAUUUAUACAGAUCCACCCAUUAAAACGAAAUUCGUAAUGGGCGAUCAUGGCACGGAUUUGAUGGAUGCAAGCACUUCAGAGUCUCAGGAAGCUCCAAGAACAAAGAUUUCCUUUGGUGUCAAAAGAGCUCCUCCUUCGAAAUUUCAACAGAGCACACCAGCUCUCGUUGAUGUGGUAGUCGACAGUGAUGAAGAAAGAGAACACGAGGAGGAAGCUAGCAGGAACAAGAAACGUAAACUGACCCAUUUCGAGGACGGCGGUGUACGUGACGAAAAUGAGAAAAAAAAGAAAGCCAUCGUCAUUCCUAUGGUUCAAGAGCAUGACUGGCGUGUGGCGAAGCUCCUGGCCCUCGAAAAAGAAGGGAAGCUAGCCGAAGAAGAUCGAGCAAGGCUAGCUAUUCUCACCGAAAGUCAACCUUUUGAGGCGUCAACUGUUUCCUCUGCUGGUAGCGAUGCAAUUAUUAUGAAUGAGGAAUCAAAGGUAGCGGAGGAUGCAGACUAUAGUGCGGUCCCUAUAGAAGAGUUUGGAUUGGCUAUUCUGAGAGGUUGUGGUUGGAAGGAAGGUCAAGGCAUCGGGCGUAAUCCUCAGGUUGUCCCAGUUCGUGUACUUCCCAGACGCCCAAAUGGUCUGGGCCUCGGGGCCACACCUCAACAACCAGAAAAAGCGGCGGUGAAGAUGGAGAAUGGAAAAAGAGACGAAAAAACUGAGGAAUUAAUUAAAAAGGAUUCACUUAUACGGGUAACUGCUGGCCGAUAUAAAGGACAGUACGGUAAAGUAGAGUCUCGUGAUGACGAUAACAAUAGUUUAUUCGUUCGCCUCGCUUUAGGUGGACAGCAUGUGAAAGUGAGUUUAUUUGCUGUUCAGCAGGUGACGAAGAAAGAAUACGAAAGAGACAGUAAAUGCAUAAAUAAGGACGAUUAUGACCGCGAGCGUGACAAAACUGAGAAGAGCAACAAGGACGAUAAGGAAGGGUGGAAGCAAAAGGACGAUAGAAGGGAUCGUGAAGAGAGAUCAAAAGACAAAUUUCGAGAAAAGAGCGAAAAGCUGUCGAGGAAUUCAAAGGAAGAGGAUUUAUGGGUUCGCACUGACCUCUUAGUUAGAUUCAUCGACGAAGAUUACAAGAAGGGGAAGUAUUUCAAAGAGAAAAUGCGUGUAGUAGAUGUAGCAUCACGUAAGGACAUAGCGCUCGAAGAUUCUCAUGGCAAAGUUCACUACGGUAUUCGCCAAUCUUGGCUGGAAACAGUUUUACCGCGGUUAGAAAAGUCUAGGGUGAUGAUUGUUCGAGGAAAACAUAAAGGAUGCGCUGCAACAAUGGAAGAGAAAGACAAAAGUCGAUGUAAAAUAGUAGCAAGGUUACUAAGAUCUAAUGAGAUCAUCAGUGUGGAUUUCGAUGAUGUUUGUCAACACCAACCAGAUGAUGAUGAUGACUGUGAAUAUUGA
Molecule: messenger RNA, 1737 nt
Organism: Necator americanus (New World hookworm)
Lineage: Eukaryota; Metazoa; Nematoda; Chromadorea; Rhabditida; Ancylostomatidae
Exons: 16
Coding region: 1-1737 (578 amino acids)
Biological process (GO): mRNA splicing, via spliceosome
Cellular component (GO): spliceosomal complex
Molecular function (GO): peptidyl-prolyl cis-trans isomerase activity; nucleic acid binding
Source: RefSeq, a predicted model, not a curated record